UGAAGUCUCUAGAUAUUUACAUAUUGAAUAGUGAAGACUAAUACAUUAAUUUCAAUUGACUUUUUAUAAUCUUAUUUUUCCUUCCAACUUGUCAUUAUAGUUGUUGAAGCGGACUACCUAGUCUUCUCUCCAGCCUGCCAUACCACAACUUGUUAAUUUCAACCCCCUCCACCAGCCCCUACCCCUACCCCCAAAUUCAUUUGCCCUUCAAAAGCCCCAUCUCAACCAAAAAUCUAAUCAAAUUCUUGAACCCCUUUUAGCUCAAAAAUUCAACUAGCAAUUCAUUCAUCAAGAACCAAGAAAUGAAUGAUCUAUUCUCAGGAUCAUUUUCUCGUUUCAGAAAUGAAGAUCAGUCACCAAAUCAACAAUCCCCCGGCAUCCAAAUGAGACAAACAGGCGGUGUCAAUCUCGACAAGUUCUUUGAAGAUGUAGAAACUAUUAAAGACGAGCUUAAAGAGCUCGAAAGACUUCAUUUACAACUCCAUAAUUCACAUGAACAAAGCAAGACUUUGCACAAUGCUAAGAACGUCAAAGAUCUCAGAACAAAGAUGGAUAACGAUGUCUCUGUAGCAUUGAAAAAGGCCAAGUUCAUUAAAGUUCGAUUAGAAGCAUUAGAUAGAUCUAAUGCUGCUAAUAGAGGUAUACCUGGUUGUGGACCUGGAAGUUCAUCAGAUAGAACAAGAACAUCUGUUGUGAAUGGUUUGAGGAAAAAACUUCAAGAAUCUAUGAAUCAGUUUAAUGAGCUGAGACAAAGAAUGGCAUCUGAGUAUAGAGAAACUAUUCAGAGAAGGUACUACACGGUGACCGGAGAAAAUCCAGAUGAAGGUACACUGGAUACACUGAUAUCCACUGGUCAAAGUGAGACAUUUUUGCAGAAAGCGAUACAGGAGCAAGGAAGAGGACAAGUAAUGGACACAGUAAUGGAGAUUCAAGAAAGGCAUGAAGCUGUGAAGGAAUUGGAAAGAAAUCUGAAAGAACUGCACCAAGUUUUCCUGGACAUGGCUGUUUUAGUGGAAAGUCAGGGAGCUCAGCUAGAUGACAUUGAAAGUCAAGUCAAUAGAGCUCAUUCAUUUGUGAGAGGUGGUGCUCAGGAGCUUCAGGUAGCAAGAAAGCACCAGAAAAAUACAAGAAAAUGGACUUGUAUUGCCAUUGUUAUUUUGCUGAUUAUUAUCUUGGUGGUUGUUCUUUCUGUUCGACCAUGGAAAAAAUAAGAAUUACUCAAAUCUCCGUAUAGUUCACAGGUUCGAACCAUGAAAUUAGUCAUUGAUACUUGCAUCGGGUAGGUUAUCUGCAUAACAUCCCUUAGGAUGUCGCCUUUCCUAGGUCCUGCAUCAACACGAGAUGCUUCGUGCAUCAGAUUGUCUUUGUUUUCUUUUUUUCAUUUCUAUUGUUUGGAGUUCUCUUUGUAAUUAAAUUAUUGCUCAAGUAGAAACGGAGUUGAGGUAGACUUCUGUUCUAUUUGCUUGUUUAUACACAUUUGGGUUUAAAUCUAAUCUUUUUUUGGUGAUA
This is a messenger RNA of Capsicum annuum, 1509 nucleotides long. RefSeq names its product syntaxin-121. Gene Ontology annotation, molecular function: SNARE binding; SNAP receptor activity. Gene Ontology annotation, biological process: exocytosis; vesicle fusion; intracellular protein transport. Gene Ontology annotation, cellular component: SNARE complex; endomembrane system; plasma membrane. Bases 303 to 1211 code for a protein of 302 amino acids. The transcript is spliced from 2 exons. The record is from RefSeq and is a predicted model, not a curated record. Lineage: Eukaryota; Viridiplantae; Streptophyta; Magnoliopsida; Solanales; Solanaceae.